Molecule: messenger RNA, 1480 nt
Organism: Hymenoscyphus albidus
Lineage: Eukaryota; Fungi; Ascomycota; Leotiomycetes; Helotiales; Helotiaceae
Source: the annotation of a GenBank genome assembly
CCUCACAUCCCUUGACAACAUCACUACGACUACCAACGCGCCGCAAGGCUGUGUGCCUUCAAAAGCCGCCUGCAAUCAUCAUGGCUGUCAAGUAUGUCUUCUGUCUCUCUCACUAAUAUGCCUCUUCUUACUCCUGAAAAGUGCCCGGCUUGAGAAUCCGGCCCCUCUGGACUAUACGACUCCUUCCUUCCCGUCCCUCUAUUGGCCCUACAAGGCGGAACCAGGCGAGGCACAGUAUCUAUACUUUGCCUACGAUAUAUGGCGAUACACCCUACUAUGGACCGUCUUGUUAUUUGCCUUUUUCCAUUUGAUAGUCGCUGCAUGGGCCGUGAUAAUGCAAAUUGGGAAGACGAAGCAUGCCUGGAAAUACGUUUGGAUUAUACCGCUCUUUUAUGGUCUUCUCUCCGGCAUUGAAGCUGUUCUUGCAGGAAGUAUCACCGGAUUAAUGUCAGUCUAUACCUCCCUUGCUUGGCAAAGUUCACUUCUCCCAUAUGCGGACCAAUUGCUAACUCGGAUGUAGUCUGGGGGCUGUUUAUAAUGCCGGAUAUUUCAAAAUGUCGACAUGGAUACCUUUCGUUUGGGCAUUGAUCAAUGUUUUGAUUGUUAUUCUCUCGUCAUUCUCUAUCCAAGGUGGUCUAUGAAAAUGUCUUGAUGGGCUUCUCAUAGAUUACACGAGGGCCUCAGGACUACCAGAUCAGUAAAAAAGGCAUUAUUCGGAAGCAAGCUUCUCAUUCAAACUCUGUUUCUCAGGAACUCGUAUCCCAAUGGGGUUUAUACUGGUCCGAUUAUACUUGCAGCUGCAACCGCCACUUCAUCACUCAAGGCCUUUGAAUCCGGGUUUGGGUUUGGUACUUUCGGCUCGAUACUCCGAAGUAUACGUGCUGGGUUUCCUGCUAAAACACAAAAUCUUGGAACAUCUCCUGUGACCACACUACCUGCUCCAACGGUGCUUCCUCUUCCGAUGGUAGUACCCGGCAAAACAAUCGCGUUCCCACCAAGCCAACAAUCCUCCUCAAUAACAAUGGACAUUCCAUCUUCCGGGCCUUUGAUACCAUUUCGGAGGAACGGGUCGAUGGGGUGCUUUCCAGAAUAAAAGGAGCAAUUUGGUCCCAUCAUAGUACGAGCACCGAUGGUGAUUGGACAAGUAUCUAUGAAGGUCGCAUUGGAAUUGACAUAAACACCUUUACCAAGUCUAAGAAGAAUGAGCUUUUAACAAUGUUAAUAGUGACAUGGGAAUCCAUACUUUACGUUGAACCCAUAAUCAACUUUAGUAAUGGGGGCAUCAAUAUAGGGCUCAUCCUGCAAAAGGAUUUCGUCUUCUUCUUCAGUUGAUGCAGGAGGUGGUAGAGGCGUAUUGUCAUCAGCAAUACUAGGCACAAGUUAAGACGGAACAUUCAAACGGGUGGAAUUGACCAACGCUUUCCACAACUCGACGAGUUUUCGUCUCGAAGCUCCAUGGGCCGAAUUGAAGUCAUGAACA